Messenger RNA from Perognathus longimembris pacificus (Pacific pocket mouse), 2140 nucleotides. RefSeq names its product KRI1 homolog (gene Kri1). The record is from RefSeq and is a predicted model, not a curated record. Gene Ontology annotation, cellular component: nucleolus; 90S preribosome. Gene Ontology annotation, biological process: endonucleolytic cleavage in ITS1 to separate SSU-rRNA from 5.8S rRNA and LSU-rRNA from tricistronic rRNA transcript (SSU-rRNA, 5.8S rRNA, LSU-rRNA). NCBI's taxonomy places the organism in Eukaryota, Metazoa, Chordata, Mammalia, Rodentia, Heteromyidae.
GCUUCACGCAUGCGCACUGGAGCCCAGCACCGCCAUGCCGGAUCCGCGCGGAUCGUCGCCUCUGCGGGUGAACGCGGCCUUCGCCGCCCGCUACGGCCGCUACCGGGAGCGCGAGGAGCUGCAGCGCCUGAAGGAUCGCUACGGGGACCGGGACAGCGGCGGCUCCAGCUCCGACUCCGACUCCGGCGACGAACGCGUGGCAUUUGACCCCCAGCAGGAGCGAGACUUUUACAGGACACUCUCCUUGUUGAAGAAGAAGGACCCCUGCAUUUAUCAGAAAGAUGUCACCUUCUAUCAGAAAACAGCAUCAUCAUCUUCAUCCUCGGAGAGUGAGGAGGAUUCUCUGGCAUCUGAGAAGCAGAAGAAAGCGAAGCCCAUGUACUUGAAAGACUAUGAGAGGAAGGUCAUCUUGGAGAAAGAAGGCAAAUACGAAGAUGAGGACAACUCUGACGGGGAGCCCUCCUAUCAGAGACUCAAGCAACACUUGUCACAGAGUUAUGUGGAAGAACAGAAGCAACUCAAGGAAAGCUUCCGAGCAUUCGUGGAGGACAGCGAGGACGAGGACAGUGCUGGGGAAGGUGGCUCUGGAUUACUGAAAAAACACACUAAAAGCCAGGAGGAAAAGGCUCAAGAAGAGGCAGACUAUGUUGAGUGGCUGAAGGGACAGAAGGAGAUUCAGACCGAGUCCAUGAAGGAACUGGAACACCUCAGAGAAUACUGGAACAACCCAGGGCUGGAUGAGGGAGAGCAGUUCCUUCGGGAUUACAUCCUCAAUAAGCGCUAUGAGGAGGAAGGAGAGGACGACGAGGAGGAGGAAGAGGAGGAAGAGGAAGGGCCCCCCGGCCCCCUAGUCCAGCUGGCCGUGGAGGACUCUUCGGAUGAGGGUGAGCUCUUCCUGAAGAAGCAGGAAGAUUUUGAGCAUAAGUACAACUUCCGCUUUGAGGAGCCAGACUCAGCCUCGGUCAAGACAUUCCCACGAAACAUCACCUCCUCUGUGCGCCGCAAAGACGAACGCAGAAAGGAGAAGAGAGAGGAGACGAGGGAGCGGAAGAAGAGGGAGAAAGCCAGAAAGCAGGAGGAGCUGAAGCAGCUGAAGAACCUGAAGAGGAAGGAGAUUCUAGCCAAACUGGAGAAACUGAGGCAGGUGACAGGCAACGAAACACUGGGUCUGGAAGAGCAUGACCUGGAGGAGGACUUCGACCCCAGCCGGCACGACCAGCUCAUGCAGAAAUGCUUCGGAGACGAGUUCUACGGCACCGCUGAGGAAGAGAAGCCACAAUUUGAGGAAGAGGAUGGGUUUGAAGAUGACUGGAACUGGGACAUGUGGGAUGGGGCCUGGAGCCAGGAGGAACCCCACUGUGAGGACCCUGACUUCAACAUGGACGCCGACUAUGACCCCCACCAGCCCUGCAAAAAGAAGCGGGAGGCCCCCACCACAGGCAAGAAGAAGCGCAAGUCGCCCUUCGCAGCAGCCGUGGGGCAGGACAAGCCCGUGUUUGACCCUGGGGACACGACCUUCGAGCAGUACCUGGACGAGUACUACCGCCUAGACUACGAGGACAUCAUCGAUGACCUGCCCUGCCGCUUCAAGUACCGCGCCGUGGUCCCCUGCGACUUUGGGCUCAGCACCGAGGAGAUCCUGGCGGCGGACGACAAGGAGCUGAACCGCUGGUGCUCACUCAAGAAGACCUGCAUGUACAGGUCAGAACAUGAGGAGCUCCAGGACAAGCGAGCAUAUAGCCAGAAAGCCCAGAACUCCUGGAAGAAGAGGCAGAUCUUCAAAUCACUCUGCCGGGAGGAGACAGAGACACCCACGGAAGGCACAGGAAAGCCACAGCUGGCCACAGCUGGCCCACAGGCACAGCUGCCAGUUCCUGAUGGCACCAGGGGGAAGCGGCCCCGGCCCGAGAGCCCCCUGGCUCAGGAAGAGGAAGCCCUGGGGCCACCCAGCACAAAGCCCACACCCCAAAAGCAGCGGAGGGGCAAGAAGGCACGCCUGCUGGGUCCCACGGUGACCCUCGGUGGCCGUGAGUUCAGCCGCCAAAGACUGCAGGCCUUCGGCCUCAACGCAAAACGCCUGCACUUCCGGCAGCUGGGGCGACGAGGGAAGAAACCGAAAGGACCCAAGGGACACCCCUAA